Scomber japonicus (chub mackerel) is the source of this 978-nucleotide messenger RNA. RefSeq names its product testis-specific serine/threonine-protein kinase 1-like. Gene Ontology annotation, cellular component: cytoplasm. The coding region runs from base 1 to 978 and encodes 325 amino acids. Gene Ontology annotation, biological process: intracellular signal transduction; microtubule cytoskeleton organization; protein phosphorylation. Gene Ontology annotation, molecular function: ATP binding; protein serine/threonine kinase activity; tau-protein kinase activity. The transcript has 2 exons. The record is from RefSeq and is a predicted model, not a curated record. Lineage: Eukaryota; Metazoa; Chordata; Actinopteri; Scombriformes; Scombridae.
AUGAUUGACAAGUUAUUCUUGGAGAGGAAUGGGUACACGUAUAGGAACGUUCUAGGGGAAGGCAUGUAUGGUAAAGUUGUGUGUGCAUACUCAACCCACCAGAAGCAGAGAGUUGCCAUCAAGAUUGUAGACACGAAAAAGUUGCAUUCUGAUAGCUGGGAAAUCUUCCUGUCUCGAGAAAUGGAGAUUGUCAAGUCAUUGAACCAUCCCAACAUUGUCAAGACUUACCGGAUUUUAGAUAUGAAAAAGAGCAGGACAGUCUAUAUGGUGAUGGAGCUCUGUGUGAAAGGUAAUCUUUCUACGUAUGUCACAAGUGAAGGGUCUUUAUCUGAACACUCAAGCUGCAGGCUUUUCACACAGCUGUGUGAGGCCAUCCAGUAUCUUCACAACAGGGACCUGGUGCACAGAGACCUGAAAUGUGAUAACCUACUUUUGGACAUGUAUCUCAACCUCAAAGUGGGUGACUUCGGGUUCAGCAAGAGGCUCAUUUACAUGGACAGCCACAUGAAGCUGAGUGAAACCUAUUGUGGGAGUCUGUCCUAUACAGCACCUGAAGUUUUAAUUCAUUCUCCAUACAACCCCAAAGUGUCUGACGUUUGGAGUAUGGGUGUUGUGCUGUACAGGAUGCUCUAUGGAUCAAUGCCCUUUAAUAGCACCAACCUUUUGAAGAUGGUGGAGGCUCAAAAGCAGCAUAGAAUCACAUUCCCAAAUAGUCCGACUGUUUCAUCUGAGGCACAGCAACUCAUCCAAAGCAUUCUGCACCCUACUGUUGAGUGGCGGAUUACAAUUGGCAACAUAUUGCAAAGCUCCUGGAUGUUGAAGAGGGGGAGGAUGGAAGACAGUCAUGAGGCCUCCACAUCGAGCACUGGCUCUAGACAGGAAGAACCUCAAAAUAAAAAUACCAGAGAGGACAUGGAAGUCCAAAAUGAUAAUUCAGACCCAGAAGAAGGACCAUCAACUGCUGCAGAAAGACGGUGA